CCGCAGCCGAUAGCCCGCAGAGCCGCGCUGUCCGGGGCAUCCCGGUGCUCGGCGUCCGUGGACCUGGGAUCUCGGACCUGGGACGGGCUCAAAAUCCACUCGGAACACUUGCAUUUCUGAAAAAGGAAAUGAAACCAGAGACAGAGGGAAGCUGAGCGAAAAUAGACCUUCCCGAGAGAGGAGGAAGCCCGGGGAGAGACGCACGGUCUCCCUCCCCGCCCCCAGGCCGCCGCCCCCGUUCUGCCCUCGGCGGCGAGCAGCGCGCCGCGACCCGGGCCGAAGGUGCGAGGGGCUCGGGGCGGCCGGGCGGGCGCGCACCAUCCCCGAGGGCGGCGCGGAGCCGGCGACAGCGCGCGAGAGGGACCGGGCGGCGGAAGCGGCGGGACCUGGAUGGAAGGGAGCGCGGUGACUGUCCUUGAGCGCGGAGGGGCGAGCUCGCCGCCGGAGCGCCGGAGCAAGCGGAGGCGCAGGAGCGGCGGCGGCGGCGCCCGAGCACCCGAGGGGGUCCGAGUCCCGGCAGCCGGCCAGCCCCGCGCCACAAAGGGAGCGCCCCCGCCGCCCGGCACGCCGCCUCCCUCCCCAAUGUCCUCGGCCAUCGAAAGGAAGAGCCUGGACCCUUCAGAGGAACCAGUGGAUGAGGUGCUGCAGAUCCCCCCAUCCCUGCUGACAUGCGGCGGCUGCCAGCAGAAUAUCGGGGACCGCUACUUCCUAAAGGCCAUCGACCAGUACUGGCACGAGGACUGCCUGAGCUGCGACCUCUGUGGCUGCCGGCUGGGUGAGGUAGGCCGGCGCCUCUACUACAAACUGGGCCGGAAGCUCUGCCGGAGAGACUAUCUCAGGCUUUUUGGGCAAGAUGGUCUCUGCGCAUCCUGUGACAAACGGAUUCGUGCCUAUGAGAUGACGAUGCGGGUGAAAGACAAAGUGUAUCACCUGGAAUGUUUCAAAUGUGCUGCCUGUCAGAAGCAUUUCUGUGUAGGUGACAGAUACCUCCUCAUCAACUCUGACAUAGUGUGCGAACAGGACAUCUAUGAGUGGACUAAGAUCAAUGGGAUGAUAUAGGCCUGAGUCCCUGGGCAUCUUUGGGGAGGUGUUCAGUGAAGACACCGUCUCCAUGGCAUCUUCGUCUUCACUCUUAGGCACUUUGGGGGUUUGAGGGUGGGGUAAGGGAUUUCUUAGGGGAUGGUAGACCUUUAUUGGGUACCAAGGCAUAGCAUCCAAGUGGCAUAAUUCAAGGGCUGACACUUCAAGGUGACAGAGGACCAGCCCUUAAGGGAGAGCUUACGGCCACAGCCAUCCGUAGUAACUGACAUGAUUAGCAGAAGAAAGGAACAUUUAGGGGCAAGCAGGCGUUGUGCUAUCAUGAUGGAAUUUCAUAUCCACAGAUAGGGAGUUGUUGUGUAAAGACUUGUUGUGACUUUGAUGCUUGCAAACUAGAGAUGUGCAAUUGAUUUCUUUUCUUCCUGGCUUUUGUAACACCCCUGUUUCAAUGACUGUCCUCCGCACAAGGGAAGGACAGAAAGGAGUGGCCAUUCUUUUUUCUUGGCCUCCUUCCCGGGGCCUUAAGCUUUGGACCCAAGGAAAACUGCAUGGAGACACAUUUCAGUUGAGAAUGGAAACCACAACUUUUAACCAAACAAUUAUUUAAAGCAAUGCUGAUGAAUCACUGUUUUUAGACACCUUCAUUUUGAGGUGAGGAGCUCCACAGAUUGUUUCUAUACAAAUAUAAAUCUUAAAAAAAAAGUUGUUCAACUAUUUUAUUAUCCUAGAUUAUAUCAAAGUAUUUGUCGUGUGUAGAAAAAAAAAACAGCUCUGCAGGCUUAAUAAAAAUGGCAGACUGAAA
Rhinopithecus roxellana (golden snub-nosed monkey) is the source of this 1840-nucleotide messenger RNA. It is a transcript of the gene LMO2, whose product is annotated as LIM domain only 2. The transcript is spliced from 5 exons. Gene Ontology annotation, molecular function: transcription coactivator activity; DNA-binding transcription factor binding. NCBI's taxonomy places the organism in Eukaryota, Metazoa, Chordata, Mammalia, Primates, Cercopithecidae. The record is from RefSeq and is a predicted model, not a curated record. Gene Ontology annotation, biological process: positive regulation of transcription by RNA polymerase II. Gene Ontology annotation, cellular component: nucleus. Bases 391 to 1059 code for a protein of 222 amino acids.